Messenger RNA from Microthlaspi erraticum, 828 nucleotides. NCBI's taxonomy places the organism in Eukaryota, Viridiplantae, Streptophyta, Magnoliopsida, Brassicales, Brassicaceae. The record is from the annotation of a GenBank genome assembly.
AUGUCCGCCACAGCUCGUCGUGACGUGGCCCGCACUAACGCAGCUCGCGGUACUGCAGCUCUCCACCUCUCGCCAAGUGCUAGCUUCGUCGUCGAGCUCGAUGGGGAUCUCGUGCUUCCUUCUUCUUCAGCCACAACUCUCGUUCUCCAUUCUCUCUCUAAGGUCUUGUUUGAUGUGAGUUUGGUUUUGUCGAGCUGGGAUCUCUUGGAGAACAGCAGCAAGCUUGAUCGAGUCAAGCCCCACAACAUGGGUAUGGUCCUAAAAACAACUACCAAGGCCCUCAAUGGACUUUUCCUGGGCAAGCUGAUGGUGUUGUGGACACAAGCAAGAAAUUGGCUGAAAUCAACUCCAAGAUUGAGAAUCUCAACACAAGAGUGUACUCUCUGGAGAAUCAUGGGCAAGGGCAAGCUGAUGGUGUUGAAACAAUUGCUUCAAGGGCAAGCUGAUGGUGUUGUGGACACAAGCAAGAAAUUGGCUGAAAUCAACUCCAAGAUUGAGAAUCUCAACACAAGAGUGUACUCUCUGGAGAAUCAUGCUUCUUCUGUUGUUGUUGCUACAAAGCAAGGACAGCUACCUGGUAAAGCCAUACAGAACUCCAAGGAACAGUGCAAGGUCAUCUUCACUCAAGAAGGUCUUGAUGAAGAGGAGGAUCAAGAGAGAGUCAUGGAAGAGUUUUGUUUGCUGCUGAAUGACGACGAGAUUGUUGCUGCUGAGGCUCGUGGAGUCCAGAUUGAUCAACCUAAAGUGCAGCUACUCAUGCCUUUCACACUUCACCAGUUGAGCUCGCACAACAAGCUCGAUCGGCAGCUCGAUCGAGUCGAACUUUAG